AUGGCGACUGGCAUUCUUAGAGUGGACGGGAACAAAGUCCUCGACAAGAAUGGAGACGAGGUGCUUCUCCGGGGUGCUGCCCUUGGCGGAUGGAUGAACAUGGAGAACUUCAUCACCGGCUACCCCGGUCACGAGUCGCAGCACCGGGCUGCCAUGCGCAAGGCCCUCGGCGCUGAGAAGUACGAGUUCUUCUUCGACAAGUUCCUCGAGUAUUUCUUCACGGAGGCAGAUGCCAAGUUCUUCGCAUCUCUGGGUCUCAACUGCCUCCGCCUUCCAUUCAACUAUCGCCAUCUGGAGGAUGACAUGAACCCCCGGGUUUUGAAAGAGUCGGGCUUUAAACAUCUAGACCGGGUGAUUGACUUGUGCGCCAAAGAGAAGAUCUACACCAUCAUCGACAUGCACACAGCACCCGGCGGUCAAAACGGCGAUUGGCACGCUGAUAACACCACCAGCUACGCCGCCUUCUGGGACUACAAGGACCACCAGGAUCGGACCGUGUGGCUGUGGGAGCAAAUCGCCGCCAGAUACCGGGGCAACCCAUGGGUCGCGGGGUACAACCCUCUCAACGAGCCCUGCGAUCCGGAGCACGUCCGGCUUCCAGCCUUCUACGCACGCAUCGAGAAGUCCAUCCGGGCCGUGGACCCCGAGCACAUCCUCUGGCUAGACGGAAACACAUUCGCCAUGGAGUGGAAGGGAUUCGACCAGGUCCUCCCAAACAGUAUCUACGCCAUGCACGACUAUUCCUCAAUGGGCUUCCCCACAGGCGAACGCUACACAGGCUCCCCGGAACAAAAACAGACCCUCGAACGGCAAUACCUUCGCAAAGCGGACUUCAUGACGCGCAACAACACAGCAACCUGGAACGGCGAGUUCGGCCCCGUCUACGCGGACCCACGCACCGACCCCGAAGCCGCAACCACCAACCAAGCACGCUACAACCUCCUCGGCGACCAGCUCUCCAUCUACGACAAGUACCGCAUCCACUGGAGCAUCUGGCUGUACAAGGACAUCGGCCUCCAAGGCAUGGUGCACACCAGCCCCACCAGCAAAUGGAACUCGACCAUCCAGUCCUUCCUCGACAAGAAGAGCCAUCUGUGGCUGGACGCGUGGGGGAGGAAGCCUUCUUCUACGAACGAGGCGGGAUCGCCCGAGGCUGCGCUGCAGCCGCUGGUGGACUGGAUUGAUGGGGUGGCGCCGGCUGCGAAGGAGACUUACCCCACGCCGUGGGAUACGAAGAGGCAUCUGCUGAGGAAUGUGUUCCAGACGUUUGUGGCGAGCUCGUUUGCGGAGGAGUUCGCGGGCUUGUUUCGUGGAUUGGGGGUGGAGGAGUUGGAUGCAUUGGCGAAGAGCUUUGCCUUUGAGCAGUGUGUUUUGCGGGAGGGGUUGAAUGGAAUUUUGAGGGAGCAUGCUGGGAUUCCUUCGUAG
Messenger RNA from Aspergillus campestris IBT 28561, 1425 nucleotides. RefSeq names its product glycoside hydrolase family 5 protein. The transcript is spliced from 4 exons. Gene Ontology annotation, cellular component: cell surface; extracellular region. The record is from RefSeq and is a predicted model, not a curated record. Gene Ontology annotation, molecular function: beta-glucosidase activity. Bases 1 to 1425 code for a protein of 474 amino acids. Gene Ontology annotation, biological process: glucan catabolic process. Lineage: Eukaryota; Fungi; Ascomycota; Eurotiomycetes; Eurotiales; Aspergillaceae.